AGCCAUAGCGCAGCGCUGGGGAGGGGGGGCGGCCGAAAAGGGGGUGGUGGUCGGGCCGCGCAGGCGGAGAUGGAAUGGGGCCCGGGCUCAGGCUGGUCACGGGGGGAGGCUGCCGGCGUGGACCGCGGGAAGGCGGGGCUGGGGCUCGGCGGGAGGCCUCCCCCGCCGCCGCCCCGGGAUGAGCGCGCCCAGCAGCUGCUGGACGCCGUGGAGCAGCGGCAGCGGCAGCUCCUGGAUACCAUUGCCGCCUGUGAGGAGAUGUUGCGGCAGCUGGGCCGCCGGCGGCCUGAGCCGGCUGGUGGCGGGAACGUCUCAGCUAAACCCGGAGCGCCCCCCCAGCCAGUUGCCGCUGCCAGAGGUGGCUUUCCAAAGGAUGCUGGCGAUGGAGCUGCGGAGCCUUGACCAUCCCCCUAGCUGGGCAUCCUAACUUCUCUCCCUCCCCAGGGCUGGUGGCUGGACUCUGAAUAACUCCCUUCAGGAAAAAGGGGCUAGUCUUCACUGGCAGUGGCGGUACUUGGCCGUUAGCCUGGGAUGGCAGCUCUGUUGGCAGUUGGGUUCACUCCCACUUCAUCCUGGCUGAAGGCAGUGCUGUGCUUUGAAAUGUAGCCCAUGAUUUCCCAGUCUGAUUACUCGGAUUUGGGCAGACCAGUAGUGCUGGCCAGAGUGGUCUGGUCUGGCCUGCUUUGGGGGUUCCAGGUGGUAUUACAUGUUCAUUUCAUGCUUUGGGAGCUCUAAGCCCCCUUAAACACCUUCAGCAGAGCCUUGAUUAAAAGGAAACCUGCAGACUCUCCUGGUGACGGGCCUUUCCUUUCUGUCCCCUCUCCAAGACUGAUGGCUGGGGAGGGGGGAUGGAAAAAGGUCAGCCAUGGGCAGGAAUGGGAAGUAAUGCCACAGAUACUACUAGAUUUAAAUAAGCAUUUAAUUAAGAUUUCAUUAGUAUUUAAUAUUGCUUUUUCAAUUCCAAAAAGUUAAAUUUUCACUUAGCAGAUAUUUUAAAGUACAAUAUUAAGUUUAUACAAAAUGAGCAAUUAAGCAAACACCAUUAUUUCACAUUCUUCAAAAAUACAAAUUUGUAUUUAUUCUUUUGGGUUUGGAGGUUUCUUCCUUUGGAAGUACUGAACAUGUAACGUUUUCAUAUCGCUCAGUGGAAGUUUAUUGUUCCCAUGUUUUACACUUAAAAUAAAUUUGAUGAGACUUUUACAUAAUCCAAAUAAAAUUAUUUGGGACUUAAAAAAUUGUCACUAAGACCACUGGCCAAUGAUUGGUGUGUGUCAAAAGAAAAAAAGGCAAUUUUCAGGGGCGCCUGCCUUGCCUGGCAGAUCUGACCCAGAGCCACAAAAACCUGUUUCCAGCCACCUUCCCCAAAUUGGGUCUAGGGGGGAAUUCACAGGAAAAGGGAAUAGCCACUUUGAAUUCUGACCUCCAACUCCACUUUCUUCUAAACACAAUGAAAGAUGUAGGUUGUUGGGAGGCCUGAGAACACAGAGGAAAGGGGCAAGAGAAGCCUCUGACUUGGCACCACUAUCAGGGCAAAGAUAUUGCAGAAAACACCCUGGGUUUUGGUGGGGAAAAGUUUUAUGAAAAAAACUCCCGUAAGAAAAAGUUGAAACUGCCUUGAGCGGAGAAAGGGACAUGCCAUUUAUCAUCCUUUUGGCGCAGUGGACAUACCAUCAAAAGGGCAAUGUAUGAUCUUAAACUUCACUUCCAGUAAAAGAAAAAAGCAA
Molecule: messenger RNA, 1724 nt
Organism: Dipodomys spectabilis (banner-tailed kangaroo rat)
Lineage: Eukaryota; Metazoa; Chordata; Mammalia; Rodentia; Heteromyidae
Gene: CUNH1orf122
Product: chromosome unknown C1orf122 homolog
Exons: 3
Coding region: 70-402 (110 amino acids)
Source: RefSeq, a predicted model, not a curated record